GACUUUUGCCACGUGUGUAAGGACGGAGGACAGCUUCUCUGUUGUGACUCUUGUCCUCUUUCUUACCAUUUACGCUGUCUAAACCCUCCCCUUGAGGAUAUUCCCGAAGGCGAUUGGCGAUGCCCGAGAUGUUUGUGCCCUCGACUGACAAAGAAAGUGGAGAAAAUCCUAACGUGGCGAUUUACUAAUGCAGAUGAAGGUGACUCUCCAGUUACUACAAAACCGACUCGAGAAUUUUUCGUUAAAUGGAAGGAUAGAUCAUAUUGGGAAUGUUCAUGGAUUUCACAAUUACAGUUCGAAAUUCAUCACCCCAUUAUGCAUCGAAUUUACUUUCGAAAAAAUAGCAGUAAAUUACCUCCGCCACUAGAUGACGAAUCAAUUUAUGGUACCUCCGCUACGGUCAAAGGCAAAAACGGCGAAAACCUCGAGGAGAAAUAUUACAAGAAUGGAGUUCGCCCUGAAUGGUUACAAGUACAACGAAUUAUAGACGACAGAAUUAUUUCCGAAGAAGAGACUGAUUAUCUAAUUAAAUGGAAAGACUUACCUUAUGACGUGUGCUCAUGGGAAAGUGCUAGAAAUGUCACCUACAUUUUAACAAUGGAAGAUUCAAUUAAGCAAUAUCACGAAAGGAAGUAUGACUAUCUAACCUUGACUAAAAAGACCGAACAGACGCAAUCUGACUCUGCAGACGUAAGUGAUAUAUUUACAAUAAUAAGUUCUCUACGUCGGAAAUAUGACGAACAGCCAGACUUUAUCAGCAAAACUGGUGGAACUUUACAUGCAUAUCAACUUGAAGGACUAAAUUGGUUACGAUUUUCAUGGGCUGAAGAAACUGACACUAUUCUAGCAGAUGAAAUGGGCCUAGGGAAAACUAUUCAAGCUAUUUCAUUCCUAAAUUCCUUAUUUAUGGAGAAUCACUGCAAAGGACCGUUCUUAAUUAGCGUACCUCUAUCUACUGUCGUUAACUGGGAAAGAGAGUUUGAAAUGUGGGCGCCAAAUUUAUAUGUGGUUUCAUAUGUAGGUGACAAAGAUUGUAGAAAAGUAAUCAGGGAACAUGAAUUUUACCGUGACGAACAGUCUGACAGUAAGGGAAAUAAAGCUGUUAAACCGAAGAAAAAAAGUUUCCUUAAAUUUCAUGUCCUGCUGACUUCGUAUGAACUAAUAACUAUUGAUGCUCCGAUACUGCAAUCGAUCGAUUGGAAAGUCCUCAUAGUUGAUGAAGCGCACCGUUUAAAGAAUAAUCAAUCAAAGUUUUUUCGCGUACUUAGCUCUUAUAAGUUAGGCUACAAGUUAUUACUGACCGGAACACCGUUGCAGAACAAUCUUGAAGAAUUAUGGAACCUACUAAAUUUCCUAAGUCCUGACCGAUUUAAUUCUUGGCAAGAUUUCAGUAUGAAAUUUGAAGAUAUUUCAAAGGAAGAUCAAAUCAAGAAGUUAAAUGAGCUACUUGGUCCACAUUUAUUACGUAGAAUGAAAGCUGACGUAAUGAAGGGUAUUCCCGAGAAAAGUGAAGUAAUUGUUAGAAUUGAUCUCACGUCCAUGCAAAAAACGUAUUACAAGUAUAUCCUAACUAGAAAUUUUGAGGCAUUGAACAGCCGCGGUAAUAAACACGUUUCUUUGUCCAACAUCGUAAUGGAAUUGAAAAAAUGCUGUAAUCAUCCUUAUUUGAUCCCAUCUGCUUCUGAAGAUGCGCCCACCAACAUCGACGGUACGUACCAUCUAUCUCCACUUGUUCAAGCUUGUGGUAAACUUAUAGUUUUAGAAAAGAUGCUAAAGAAAUUAAAAGAAACUGGAAAUAGAGUACUAAUUUUUUCUCAGAUGACUAAAAUGUUAGACAUAUUAGAGGACUUCCUUGAUGGGUUAAAUUACGAGUACGAACGUAUCGACGGUAGUACUUCAGGAAAUGAAAGACAAGCCCUUAUUGAUAAAUUUAAUGCCCCAAACGCCACUCAGUUUUGUUUUUUGCUUUCAACGAGAGCUGGCGGUCUCGGAAUAAAUUUGGCUACUGCUGAUACUGUCAUAAUAUAUGACUCUGACUGGAAUCCUCAUAACGAUAUUCAGGCUUUCAGUCGUGCACAUCGUAUCGGACAAUCAAAUAAGGUUAUGAUCUAUCGAUUCGUUACGAGAUUUUCAGUGGAAGAACGGAUCACACAGGUAGCUAAGAAAAAAAUGAUGUUAACCCAUCUAAUCGUCCGACCUGGUCUUGGUUCAUCGCAAUCCGGUGCCCUUACUAAGCAAGAAUUAGAUGAUAUUUUGAAGUUUGGAACAAAAGAGCUGUUUAAUGAUGAAGAUAGCGAAAGUAAGACGCCUUCGAAGAGCCGUCUAAUAGAUUAUGAUGACAAAGCAAUCGAAGAUCUCCUUGAUCGUAGUCAGAAAGGAAUGGAACAAAAAGACCUUUCGAAUGAAUUCUUAAGUUCUUUCAAGGUUGCAAGCUACAGGCUCAAAGAUAAGCAGGAUCAGGUUAAUCAAUCUCAUGAUGGAGAGGGUACUCAGGUACUACAUCCGUCAAGUCCUGACUACUGGAAUAAAUUACUGAGACGUCGUUAUGAGCUUUUCGUUGAAGACCAGAGUAAAUCGUUAGGAAAAGGGAAAAGGAUAAGAAAACGGGUCAACUAG
This is a messenger RNA of Trichoplax adhaerens, 2616 nucleotides long. RefSeq lists its product as uncharacterized. Gene Ontology annotation, molecular function: ATP binding; ATP hydrolysis activity; DNA binding. Lineage: Eukaryota; Metazoa; Placozoa; Uniplacotomia; Trichoplacea; Trichoplacidae. The transcript is spliced from 23 exons. Gene Ontology annotation, cellular component: nucleus; chromatin. The annotation marks the transcript as partial. Gene Ontology annotation, biological process: negative regulation of transcription by RNA polymerase II; chromatin remodeling. The record is from RefSeq and is a predicted model, not a curated record.